Molecule: messenger RNA, 1167 nt
Organism: Colletotrichum truncatum
Lineage: Eukaryota; Fungi; Ascomycota; Sordariomycetes; Glomerellales; Glomerellaceae
Product: d-isomer specific 2-hydroxyacid dehydrogenase
Cellular component (GO): cytosol
Molecular function (GO): NAD binding; hydroxypyruvate reductase [NAD(P)H] activity; glyoxylate reductase (NADPH) activity
Source: RefSeq, a predicted model, not a curated record
AUGCCAUAUAAUCGCUCCCCCGUUGCGGCAACCACACGUCACACAACCGCAGCAGUCUCUGUAGCAGUUCCGGCCAACCCCACCAAAGGCUUCAAUGGCACCAACGGAACAAACGGUGUUCAUGGCAUCGGCACGCACGCAAAACUCAAGGUCCUCCAAAUAGGCGGACCUGUCAAGUACAGCUUGGAAUCCUACAACGUCUUUUCGUCCCGAUUUGAAGUCAUUCAUCUCUCAACGUCCGAGCGCCAGCGGCCAGCCCUCAUUACCGGCCUCCGGGACCGCAAGUGGGGCGACUUUUCUGCCAUCUUCCGUCCCUCCUGGGGCUCCGGCGGCGAGAUGGGCAGAUGGGACUCCGAACUCAUUUCCCUGUUGCCUCCCUCCUGUCGUGUCUUCGCGAGUGCCGGCUCUGGGUUUGACUGGGCUGAUACGAAGCUACUGGGUGAGAGGGGGAUAAUCUACUGUAACUCCGGCCCCGCCGCAGCAGACGCAGUGGCUGAUUUCGCGGUCGCCCUGACUGUUUCUACUUUUCGGCAUUUGCAAUGGUGUAUAACCGCUUCUCCUGACGCGACCACAUUUCAGGACUGCCAUGGCCGUAUUGCACCCUUCUCGCAUAACCUGAGAGGCCGGGCACUGGGUAUCAUCGGCUUCGGCAAUAUCGGCAAGCAGAUUGCACAGCGUCUCGGUGCUGGGUUCGGCAUGAUAAUACACUACCACAACCUAAACCGCAAAGAUCCUGCUACUGAAGCCCUCUACGGCGCUACCUUCCAUCCAACGCUCAAGUCGCUCCUUAGCAUCUCUGACUGCGUCGUUCUCUGCAUCCCUGGAGGCCAAUGUAUUAUCACGGCAGAGUCGCUCGCGUGGUUCAAGCCCGGAGCAAGAUUUGUUAAUAUUGCACGGGGAAGUCUUGUUGACGAAGACGCCUUAGCAGACGCACUUGAGUCUGGACAUCUAAGUAACGUGGCUCUUGACGUGCAUAUGGACGAGCCGAGGCCGAGUCCUAGGUUGUUAAAGCUCUCGGGGACAAGAGCGACAUUGACAUGCCAUAAUGCGGGCUGCACGGUUGAGACACAUGCUAGUUUCGAAGAGCUCAGCAUGAGGAAUAUUAUGGCCGUUCUGAGUGGGAAACAGUCAAUCUCGCCGGUAAACUUGCAUUAUCUCAAGAAAUGA